UUUUGUUUUUAGGGUUCUUGAGCUAGGUCAUUGGCGGCAAUGGCGUCGGCUAGCGGUGUCGACAAUACGGCUCGGCGCAAAUGGGAUCGCCAGGAAUUUCUUGAGCGCGCUCGCAAGCGCGAGGUGGAUCAGCAGGCUCGCCGAAACAGCUCGAGAGAUGAUUCACCUCCUGGUGAGAAGAAGCCUUUGAAGCACAGGGAUUUUGAAGUGGACCUUACUGCUCGUCUGGGAAAAACUCAAGUGAUUACACAAGUCGCUCCCUUGGAUCAACAGGCAGGCUACUUUUGCAGUGUUUGCAACUGCAUUGUCAAGGACUCCGCAAACUACUUGGAUCACAUAAACGGGAAGAAACAUCAAAAGGCUCUGGGAAUGUCUAUGCGUGUUGAGCGGUCCACUUUAGAACAGGUCCAAACUCGCUUCGAAACUGUCAAGAGGAAAAAAGCCGAGGGAGGACUGACGGACGAAGAGUUCGAGAUGCGAAUGCUAAAACAGCAACGGGAAGAAGAGGAGCGCAAGAGGCAACGAAAAGAAAGGAAAAAAGAGAAGAAGAGGGAGAAAGCUUUGGAGGACGCAGGAGGAGAGAUAGACGAUCCUGAGGUUGCUCAAGCAAUGGGCUUCGGUGGCUUUGGCAUGAAGAAACAUAGUUGGCAGAUCAACUAUAACACUUGAACAACAUAUUGAUUGAGAUAAUCAUGCAAAAAGGACUACUAAGCAGACUAGCAAGCUCGCUACCUCGUUGCCCAGACGCACUUGGAUAAAGAAGAAGGGACUUUCUAAGAAGUCCUUUUGUUUUUACAAAAGACAAAUUAGCAAUAGAAUUAUUGCUCACUUUCCAUUUGGUUAAA
Selaginella moellendorffii is the source of this 845-nucleotide messenger RNA. RefSeq names its product zinc finger matrin-type protein 2. Bases 40 to 669 code for a protein of 209 amino acids. Gene Ontology annotation, molecular function: nucleic acid binding; zinc ion binding. The record is from RefSeq and is a predicted model, not a curated record. Gene Ontology annotation, biological process: mRNA splicing, via spliceosome. Lineage: Eukaryota; Viridiplantae; Streptophyta; Lycopodiopsida; Selaginellales; Selaginellaceae. The transcript has 11 exons. Gene Ontology annotation, cellular component: spliceosomal complex; U4/U6 x U5 tri-snRNP complex.